Messenger RNA from Zonotrichia leucophrys gambelii, 1956 nucleotides. RefSeq names its product uridylate-specific endoribonuclease A-like. The transcript has 6 exons. The coding region runs from base 498 to 1367 and encodes 289 amino acids. Lineage: Eukaryota; Metazoa; Chordata; Aves; Passeriformes; Passerellidae. The record is from RefSeq and is a predicted model, not a curated record. Gene Ontology annotation, molecular function: RNA endonuclease activity.
UGAUGGGGUUCUGAGUGGCUCUGGGCGGUCCAGGGUGGCUCUGGAGGGUCCAGGAGGGCCAUGGGAGGUUCUGGGGGGCUCUGGAGGAUCCUGGGGAUCCCCAGCCCCCCCCCCGUGUACCCCAAACUCCCCCGGUGCCCCCCCGAGGCCGCGCCCUCCUGGGAAGUCCUUGAGGGGCCACAUUUGCUCCCUUAUCAACGCCCCAAUGAUUAAUUCAUUAAUUAAUCAUUAAACAGCUCCGGGGAGGGCGGGGGGGCGCUUUGGGGGUCCCCGCACCCCGGGAGGGCGCAAAUUUUGUGGGGGGGUCUAGUCCCCAAACCUGUCCUUGCGGUCACCAAGGGGGGGAACCGGGGGUGCAGCCGGCCCGGGGGGGGGGGGUCGGGGUGCCCCCCCCGGGGUCUGGCGAGGUCACGUCGCGACCUUGGCGCGUUAUCGCGACAGCGAUAGGGGCGAUAGGGGCGGCUAAAAGCGACAGCGGGCCCGGGGUGGGGGCAGCGAUGGCUCCGUGGCUGCUGUGGCUGCUGCUGGUGAUCGGGACCGGGACCGGGACCGGGGGGGCCCCUCCUGAGCCCCGGGCGGUACCGGAGCCCCGGGCGGUGUCGGACGCGGAGCUCCGGGAGCUCUCGGAGCAGUUGCUCGCCGCGGACUCGAACCGGGCCGGGCCGGGGCAGCUGGAGCUGAACCUGGAUGGCUCGGGCAGGCUGUUCUCGCGGGUGUCCCCGUCGCUCCUGGCUGUCCCCACGGUCUCGGCGCUGCUGGCCCUGCUGGACAAUUACGAGCCGCAGACGGGCCGGGCUGAGGCGGAGCCGCCGGAGGAGCUGCGGGAGCAGCAGCGCUUCCUGGAGGCCGCGCUGGCCACGCCGGUGCUGGCGCUGCUCGAGCGCUUCGUGCUCGACAAAGGGCUGUACCCCUCGGCUGAGGCGUUCCGGACCGAUCUCCACUCCAUGUGGUUCGGGCUCUACUCGCGCUCCAAAGGACAAGCGCUGGACUCGUCCGGCUUCGAGCACGUCUUUGUGGGGGAGGUGAAGAAGGACGCGGUGUCCGGGUGUCACAACUGGGUACAGCUGCAGGCGCUGGAGAGCGCGGGGAGGCUGCAGUACCUGGGCUACACCUGGGACGGACCCUGGGCGGCAUUCCCGGACGUGCUGUCGCUGCGGUUCCGCUGGGACGGGCACCUCAAAUCGCGGGGGUCGCUCCUGGUGGGCUCCAGCCCCGAGUUCGACCUGGCGCUGUUCACGCUCUGCUUCCUGGCACGGCCCGACAGCCAGUGCCACGUCAGCCUGGGGGGCCAGGCCGCCACCAUCCAGACCUACAGCUGGGACAAGCAGCGCCUGGUGGCAUCGGCGUACCCCCUGACCCCCCAAUGAACCCCCCAGGACCCCCCUGCCCCCCCUGACUCCCCCAUAACCCCCCAGACCCCUCAAUAAACCCCCCUGACCCCAUUCCCGCCUCUGCCUUGGACGGUGCAGGGGAUGGGGACACCGGGACCCCCAAAGAGUGCUGGGACCCCCCCAGUGGAUGUUGGGACCCCACAGUGACCGCUGGGACCCCUUGAGGGUGUUGGGACCCCUCAAUGACCAUUGGGACCCCACAGUGGAUGUUGGGACCCCACAGUGACCACUGGAACCCCACAGGCACUGAUGGGACCCCCCCAGUGGAUGUUGGGACCCCACAAUGACUGCUGUCACCCCACAAUGGCCACUGGGAGCCAACAGUGAUCCCUUGUACCCUGCAGGGACCCCUGGGACCCCCCAAUGGAUGUUGGGACCCCACAGUAACCACUGGGACCCCUUGGGGGUGCUGAGACCCCACAGUGACCACUGGGACCCCACAGUGGAUGUUGGGACCCCACAGUGACCACUGGGACCCCUUGAGGGUGUUGGGACCCCACAAUGGAUGUUGGGACCCCACAGUGCCCGCUGUCACCCCCACAGGUGGUGGCACCGCCCCAGGUCC